Messenger RNA from Caenorhabditis elegans, 3463 nucleotides. It is a transcript of the gene Y105C5A.15, whose product is annotated as BED-type domain-containing protein. Lineage: Eukaryota; Metazoa; Nematoda; Chromadorea; Rhabditida; Rhabditidae. Bases 427 to 2715 code for a protein of 762 amino acids. Gene Ontology annotation, molecular function: DNA binding. The transcript has 12 exons. The record is from RefSeq and is marked reviewed.
UUUCAGCAAACUGUCGUCAUCGGAGUCCGACGCGGUUCGCGUGGGCGCCCGCCAACGCAACCGUUCGCUCAAAAAGUCGCCCGCAGUACAGGAUGACGAUCCCACAACACAUCAUAAUCACCACCAGUUUCCGCACAAUUUGCUGUCACAGCACAAUCAGGUAACUUCAACACAUCAUCACUCUAUGCAACACCUACACAAUGCCUCAUCACUCCAACAACAUUUGGCAUUGCCAAGCGGCUCAAUGGCUCCCGAGCCACGGAGAGCUGCGAGUUUCGAUGUGUCGGCUAGCCAGAAACUGAGUCCCGCCCAUUCCGUCCGGGUUCAUUCGACGCCGGCCGAUCGGCAUUCUCCCCCGUCGAAGUGCCACGUCUACUGGUUCAAUCCCCGUUGUCACCUCUCCAGCUGGAACCACCGCCCGUCGCCAUGGACAAUCGAUUGCUCACCGUGCCGUCGCCGUCGGAUUUCCGCAAAAGUCCCGUCGAUAAUCGGUCCUUUUCGUGCGAAUCCCCCAAAAGCAGUGGAAACGCAGCGACUUCUGUGGACAUUCUGAGCCAGCUCAAUUUCAAUCCAGCUCUGCUCACACAGCUCUCUGCAGCAAUUGCAAGGCCAAUGGGAAUUGCAUCCCCAUUACUGGACGAUUUGAAGGUCAAUUUUGGAUCCGUGCCAAAAAUUGAGCAAAUGGAUUGCUCCGGAGGCUCAUUCGACACAGUUGGCUCGGGGAGCUUCGACAUGACAAGUGCUCAUUCUUCGUUUGAUCAUAGCACCAACCCUAUCAGCCAAGAAUUGCUGGCUCAAAUGCCACCAAAAGCCGUAAUUCAGGACGAUAUUCGGAAUGGAAACGGCAGGUUUCAGUUGGUCAGGAAACGGGGAAGAUCCGAAGUUUGGAACCUUUUUGGACAGGUUCUCGACAGUCUGACCCAAGUGCGUCUUCCAUUUGUCGCCUGUUACGCAUGUAAAGUACUUUACACGGAUACUGGCGGUGGUACCGGUAACAUGACACGUCAUCGAUGCCCAAUUGGAGCAAGUUAUCGCUCGAGCACCCACGCAUCUUCCACUGAAACCGUAGAGGCUGGCGGCACAAAUUCAUUCGAUUCGGCAAUUUCGGCAAGGAUUAUGAGUAGCGCUGACGUCACGAGGUCCCAGUUAUCGAUUAGCAUGGUAGAGUCGGGAUCUGGCUCUGGGCCAAGUGGGUCUGGAUCGGGAAAUUCUUCGCUGCCACUGUUAACUCAACAUUCUGGAGAGAACACAAUUGGUGACGUGGAUCGUGAGGUACUUACCGAUGCAAUUGUCAAAUGUUGUGCCCUAGAUUUGAUCGAUCCUAUGGUAUUUUCUGGAAAAGGCUUCCGAAGUUUGCUGAAACAAAUCUGCCACGUGUCAAAACGAGGCGGAGUCAGCCCGCCCAUCGACGCGUUUCCGGAUAUUCAAACAGUGCGCAGUGCCAUGCAAACUCACCUGAGAUUCUGCGCGGACGAUUUGAAAAAUGAGCUUUCCCGGACCACCCAGGGAUGCCGACUGGCGCUGGAAACUUUGACGUAUUCUGGAAGAGAUUAUAGAGUUAUUCAUGGAUCACGAAUUAGUCCGGAUUGGAAAUGGCGCAGCAAUAUUCUAGGAGUAUUUAAAGCAAAGGAAAACGAGUCACUGAACGAGAUGAUCAACCUUGUGGUGCACAAUUAUGAGCUGAAUAGGACAUUUUUGAGAAUUACGAUACCGAAUUCGAAUAAUGAUUUGGAGGGAAAUGUCAAGUGUUUCUUUGAUAUCAAGGCGAAAUUGAAGGAGAUUCUCUUCACAACAUUCUCUGCCUGCUCCCAACCUGUAAUGGAUAUGCUCAAUGCAGUUGACCAGCUCACCAAGGCUCUUGUGGAGAUGGAUGUACGUCUCCCAUUUGCCACGGAGCCACGUGAGGACAUUUUCGAUGUGCACAAUCUUCUAGCAGAAUGGAAUGACCAAUGGGGUCAACUGGAGCAGAUUAUUUCGACGAAAUGUGCGGAUACUUUAUUGGAAAACUUUAAGAAGUUGGAUCCAACUCACAUGCGAGAUCUGGAAGUUUUCAUUCUACCAUUCCGAGAAACCAUCGAAUCUUUGACAUCAGAGCAUCCAAAUUUCCAUAAAAUCCUUCCGGAAUGGCUUGCUCUUCAACAUGAAUGUCAAGUGCAGAAUGAUGAGCCAACUGCUUUGCUCCGAGAGCUCAAACAGAUUGCCACAAAAGUUUUGGAGUCUGAGAAGGAGAAGAUCAUGACAGAUGAGCAUAGAAUUGCGGCGAUCCUUAACCCACGGUUAAUUAGAAAAUUGAAUAUGAUUUUAACGGAUCAAGAAAGAACGACAGUCUGUGAAAGGAUCCGAUCGAGUUGUGGAUUCAGGAACCCCAAAGAGCCCCUGAGCAGAGGAAGUUCAUGUGAUGGAGAGCCACAUCGGAAGAGAAGAAUGUUCUUGUCAUCGUUGGAAGAUGAUCAGGUCACUGAUGAGUUGGAGUGCUAUUUGAGGUCACAAUACCCUCCGAAUCAGACAAAAGACGUCAUCACUUUCUGGAGCACAACUGGCCACGCCCAGUUCCCAACUUUAAGCUCACUGGCUCGCCGAACCCUCUGUACCCCAGCAAUUGCUCCAAAAACUCAAUUCGAUGCUCGGUGUGCAUCAGUGAGCCCCGAUCAGCUUCACACAUUCCUCAUGCUUAGAUCAAUGUUCGAUUCGGAAAAAGACGAGGAAGCUGUGUAGCAUUUUUUGUUGUAUUUUGACCUACUUUUUUGAAUUUCGCGGGUUUUCUCCCCCAAAACAACCGUCUCACACCAAACGUACCCACCAUUGCUUCAAUGGAUCAGUUCUUUCGAUUUUUUUUUUUGAAUUUUUUUUAAAUUUUAAAUUAAAUUAAUUUGUUUCCCAUAUUUUUCCCGGUUUCACUGGUAAUCUAUUGAUUUAUUAUUUUUAUUUAAAAACAUAUUUUUCUACAUCAAUUUAUUUCAGCUAAUUCAAUCUCCAAACAUAUCAGAAACAUUUGAAUUUUCCCGCCAUUUCUCUCACUUGACCUGUGAAAUUUUUGAGUUUUUAGAACAUUGAUUAUCUCGGUUUCAAUAUUUAAGUCCCGGCUAGAUUUUUCUUAUUUCAUUAUUAUUUCUUGAUUUCUAAUAUUUUUUGAAGUUAUAUUAUUGUUGAAAAAUGCAAUGACUAUUCGGAAUGAAAUUACAAUCUGGAACGACGAUUAAUUCAGCAAAAAACCUUUUGAAUUUGUUAACAUGUUGAAACGGUUAGCAGUUAAUAUGAACUUGGCUGUGACAGAAAUUCAAUGAAAUAUUAUUCUUAGAAACUUGAUUUUGUCGGCUGCUGUUAAGAAAUAUUGUGCUAUCUCCCAAUUAAUAUAUUUCUACAAGUAACAUAAAACAAUUUUCAUUAAAUUAAACAUUUUCAGUGCAACAGUGAAAAUAAAAUUUGUUUUUAUUUAUUUAUUUAAUGUUAAUAAAGCAAGUUU